Molecule: messenger RNA, 1504 nt
Organism: Erigeron canadensis
Lineage: Eukaryota; Viridiplantae; Streptophyta; Magnoliopsida; Asterales; Asteraceae
Product: ribose-phosphate pyrophosphokinase 1
Exons: 9
Coding region: 86-1258 (390 amino acids)
Biological process (GO): 5-phosphoribose 1-diphosphate biosynthetic process; purine nucleotide biosynthetic process; ribonucleoside monophosphate biosynthetic process
Cellular component (GO): ribose phosphate diphosphokinase complex; cytoplasm
Molecular function (GO): ribose phosphate diphosphokinase activity; magnesium ion binding
Source: RefSeq, a predicted model, not a curated record
CCACCACUUCUUUCAUGCUACAAGUAGAGUGUGCCCUAAAAAUCAACAGUACGCAGACACCUGGGUAUCCAUCCAUCCAUCGCCAAUGGCGGCUUCUCUUUCCUUUUCAUCCGGAAAACUCUCACUUGCCAAUCACAGAUUUGGUCACUCCUCCUCCUCCUCCUUAAUUAGUUGCAGGGUUAAUUUCAAGGAAAAUGGAAGGCCGAAUACGCAGACAACUCUGGAUACUGACCAACAAACCAUGCCUAAUUUUUCCACUUAUAAUCAGUUUUUGAAGAACCCAAUAAAAAAGGACGAUAACAGACUUAGGAUUUUUUCCGGGACGGCUAAUCCUCUAUUAUCUGAGGAAGUUGCAUGUUACAUGGGGUUGGACCUUGGAAAGAUUGAUAUAAAGCGUUUUGCAGACGGGGAAAUAUAUGUGCAGCUGCAAGAAAGUGUUAGAGGGUGUGAUGUGUAUCUUGUGCAGCCAACGUGUCCACCUGCAAAUGAGAACCUUAUGGAGCUUUUGAUUAUGAUAGAUGCUUGCCGCAGAGCGUCUGCAAAGACUAUUACUGCGGUUAUUCCGUACUUCGGAUAUGCAAGAGCUGAUCGCAAGACUCAAGGACGGGAAUCUAUUGCAGCUAAGCUUGUUGCAAAUCUGAUUACAGAAGCAGGAGCAGACAGAGUUCUUGCUUGUGAUCUUCAUUCCGGGCAAUCAAUGGGCUAUUUUGACAUUCCAGUUGAUCACGUUCAUGGUCAGCCCGUGAUACUUGAUUACCUUGCCAGCAAGACAAUUAAAACUGAUGAUUUAGUAGUUGUCUCACCGGAUGUUGGUGGAGUCGCUAGAGCACGAGCUUUUGCCAAAAAGUUGUCGGAUGCACCAUUGGCCAUUGUUGAUAAGCGGCGCCAGGGGCACAAUGUAGCCGAAGUAAUGAAUUUGAUUGGUGAUGUGAAGGGUAAAGUAGCAGUUAUGGUGGAUGACAUGAUCGACACCGCUGGUACUAUUUCCAAAGGGGCGGCCCUAUUGCAUCAUGAAGGGGCAAGGGAAGUUUAUGCAUGCAGCACUCAUGCUGUUUUUAGUCCACCUGCGAUUGAGAGGUUGUCAAGCGGUCUGUUUCAAGAGGUGAUUAUAACAAAUACUAUUCCCAUAUCAGAAAAGAACUAUUUUCCACAGCUGACUGUCCUAUCAGUGGCAAAUCUACUUGGUGAGAGCAUUUGGCGUGUGCACGAUGACUACUCUGGAGGUUUUGAACACUUAUCUGGCCUGGGCAUUGACUGAUACUCUCAACAAUAUAUGUCUAGCAUGGCUUUCAUUACUUCCAUCUGGCUCAUCUCAACUCCCUCUUGUGUACAAAUUUAGUCCCUUAGCAAAUUCAAACUCUUGUUGUGUAAAGGCCUGCGUAAUAAAUUAAAUUACACCGACGACUUCUUGUGCAUUUUUCUCUUCAUUGCGGGAGAAAAUGGGAACUCAUGACCAUAUCUUUUUCCUUGACUGUCAUUGUAAUAUGAAACAUAUCCGUGUGCA